Molecule: messenger RNA, 2026 nt
Organism: Racocetra fulgida
Lineage: Eukaryota; Fungi; Glomeromycota; Glomeromycetes; Diversisporales; Gigasporaceae
Source: the annotation of a GenBank genome assembly
CGAUAUCAAUGAAAAGUUUCUAAAAGAACAUUCUCAUAGCACUGCGCAAUUGCUGGAUACUAACACCUGCAAAGCAAAUCAACAGAAAUUUAUAGAUGAUGGAAAUUUUAAUGAAAAUGAAGGCGAUAUCAUAGAAAAGUUUCCAAAAGAACAUUUAAAUAGCAUUGCACGAUCACCGGAUACUAAAACUCACAAAACAAAUCAACAAAAGUAUGAAGAUCUUGUUAAAAAUGAAAAUAUUUAUGAAAGUGAAAGCGCUAUGCGAUCACUGGAUACUAACACUCACAAAACAAAUCACCAGAAAUAUGAAUUUCUUAAAAAACAAUUUGCCAAUAGCGAAAAGCUUAAUAUAAAUGAAAGGCAGUAUUUAUUGAAUAUGUUAUUGAAGGAUUAUUUUUACGAUACUAUACAGUCAAUGGAUACAAACAAUUGCGGAUCAAAUCAACAAAGAUACGCAUUACUUAAAACAGAAUUCACCAAUUAUGAAAAUCUUAAUGAUAAUGAAAGGCAAUAUAUAUUAAACAUGCUUUUAAGAGAUUAUUUUUAUGAUACUGCAUGGUCAAUGUCUUCAAGUGUUUACAGAACAAAUCAACAAAAAUAUAAAUUUUUCAGAGCACAAUUCAAUAAUAAUGACAACCUUAAUGAAUUUGAAAGAAAAUAUUUAUUCAAUAUACUUCAAAGAAGAUUUGAUAACUUAAGCGUCAUCUACAAUGACGGUGAAAAGCGUCAAUGCAAUGGUUGCAAGAAUGAAACUCGUGCUUUACUAUAUUGUGAAUUUUGUAUUAGAAAUUACUUACAGCAACAUAAUCAAGAAUGGACUGGCAACGAUAAAAUUGACAGUGCAAUUAAAGAGGCUCAAAAACGUGCAAUGGGGCCAAAUUUAAUAAUUGAAUUUAUUCCUAAUGAAAAACUUAAAAUAAAUCCAAAAUAUAUAGCGAAAGGUAGUUACGCUGAAAUAUAUAGGACAAUAUGGACAGAUGGUCCUUUUGACAAGUGGAAUUAUGACAAAAAAGCCUUAGAAAGGACGAGAGACCAUAGCGUUAUUCUCAAAAAGCUAAAAGAAUCAAAUAAAUCGACCAGCAAUUGGCUUAAUGAGAUUAUAACACAUUUUACCAUUGAUAAGAUUGCAACUAAUAUUGUUAGAUGCUAUGGAUUGACUAAAGAUAGAGAUUCUAGGGAUUUUUCAUUAGUUUUAGAUGUUAUGGAUUGUAAUUUACAAGAAUAUUUGAUAAAAAAUAAUUCCAGAAUUGGGUGGAAAGAACGUUGCCGAGUUGCCUAUAAAAUAUCACAUUGUUUAAACGCUAUACAUAAUACAAAAUCAGUUCACAGGGAUUUACAUCCUGGCAAUGUUUUAUUUCACGAAAAUAUUAUAAGAAUAAGUGAUUUAGGUUUUUGCGGUCCGGAAGAUAAGCCUUUAAACAGUGUUUAUGGCUGUAUUCCAUAUAUUGCUCCUGAAGUACUAUGUAAUAAACCAAAUCAUUACACUGCAAAAGCUGAUAUUUACAGCUUAGGCAUUAUUAUGUGGUCAAUUUCUACCGGAAUUCCACCCUUUUAUGGUCAAAAACAUGAUAUUUUUCUUGUAAAUGCUAUCCUUGUUGGACUUCGACCAGAAAUUGCUUAUGGAACUCCACUUGAAUAUGCAGAUUUAAUUAAACAAUGUUGGGAUGCUAUACCAAGCAAACGACCAGAAGCCAGCACAAUUUUUAAAAAACUAUAUUCAUUGUGUCAAAGUUUCACUGAACGUACCACAAAUGAUAAUAUGAUGGAUAAAAAAAUAGAAAUUACGGAUAAAUUUGAUGGCUUAAUAAACUUUUCAUCAGCAGAAGGCCCUGAAAAUUUUAUGAGAGCUGGGAUUCAAGUUCCAGAAGUUAUUUCAUCCGGGGAAGGCCCUGGAAAUUUUAUAAGGGCUGAAAUUCCAAUUCCAGAAUUUAUUUCCUCCGGAGAAGGCCCAGGAAAUUUUUUAAAAUCUGAAAUUCACUCUUUUCAGAAUCUUACAGAGCCAAGUAAUUUUACGAAAGGUGAAUAG